Penicillium cosmopolitanum is the source of this 783-nucleotide messenger RNA. RefSeq names its product SDR family NAD(P)-dependent oxidoreductase. Bases 1 to 783 code for a protein of 260 amino acids. The record is from RefSeq and is a predicted model, not a curated record. The transcript has 4 exons. Lineage: Eukaryota; Fungi; Ascomycota; Eurotiomycetes; Eurotiales; Aspergillaceae.
AUGGUUGACUUCUCUGGUGUUUCUCUUGAAGGAAAAACUGCCAUUGUAACUGGAUCUUCACGUGGUAUCGGUGCCGGUAUUGCUCUCCAGCUCGCUAAGCGGGGUGCCAACGUUGUUGUCAACUAUGUCUCUGCGGGCAGCAAAGAGCGCGCAGAUGAAAUUGUCAAACAAAUUCAGAAAAUUGGCACAAAGGCCAUUCUAUGCCAAGCUAGUGUGAUGAAUAUUCAAGACAGUCCCCGCCUUGUCGAGGCGGCCUUGCAGAUUAGUAAGGACGGGAAGAUUGAUAUCCUUAUUCAUAAUGCAGCGCUUGGAAAUGAAGCUGACUUGAAGGAUGUUAAUGUGGAAAUGUACAACUCACACUUCGACUGCAAUGUCCGCGGCCCUAUCUUUCUCACCCAGGCCGCUCUCCCAUAUCUGCCCCGUGGUGGUCGUAUUAUUUUCAUCUCAUCUGCUGCUGCCCGUCUUGGCGUUGCUGGUCAGACUGUAUAUGCCUCUACCAAGGCCGCCAAUGAAGCAUUGGUUCGCGUGUGGGCAAAGGAGCUGGGUCACUCACAUGGAAUCACUGUGAACUGCGUCAACCCUGGCCCAGUUGCUACUGAUCAAUGGUUUCAAAGUGACGAGCAGUUCUUGAAAGAUAUGCAGCCUAUGAUCGAGGCUACCCCGGCUGCCCCUCGUGUGGGCGAGGUUGAGGAUAUCGCCCCCCUGGUUGCUUUCUUGUGCACUGAGGACUCUAAGUGGACCACGGGCUCCGUUUUGUCGGCAAACGGUGGUCUUUACAAUUAG